AUGAAUUUCAUUCUCCCGGGUGCCAACGUGAAAAUUCUGGCCCGCACGGUGAACUGCUUCUCAAAAAUAGGCACUGAAUUGUUCUUCGAGGCCACCCCGAGUGGGCUUGAUUUGAAGACGAUCAACCCGACUAACACCGCGUACGCGAUUGCACAGUUCAAGUCCGAUUUCUUCAUUAGUUUCCAGCAAGGUGCUCAAGAUACGCCCGACGAGAACUGCUGCAAGAUAUCGGUGAAGCCAAUUCUGAAGAUAUUCAAAAACCUUGCAACGAUUCAAACUUGCAAAAUUUGGCUCGACAUUACCCAGUCCAAGAUCAUAUUUCAAUUUCGAUGUAAAUCCGACGUGUUAAAAACGCACAAAAUAUACCUGCUCGAGAGCGAACACGUAAACUCGCUUAACCUACCGGACACGAUGCCUAGUGAGAUCGUGGGAAACCAUAAGGUGUUCACCAACAUUCUAAUGCACCUGUACACCUCCGUGGAUGAAAUCACGUUCGAUCUGAAGGAGGACAACACGAUCGUGUCCAACUACGUCGAUAACGAGGAAUCCGAUCGUUCGACGUUGCGAUCAACACUUGCGAUUAACCCAUCUGCCUUCCAACUGUAUCAACUGUCGAGCAACGCUAACCUAACGUUCUGCUUUAAGGAAUUCAAAGCAAUAACGAUGUUGGCGGCCUUGUGCAGGUUGAAUAUUCAAAUGAACUUUUCCGCCCCCGGUUCGCCGAUAAUGCUACAAAUGACCAAAGGAGAAACGGUACACAUGAAGUUCAUAAUGGGGACGAUGCAACCUUCAGCACAAUUGAGCGGACGACGAGCGCACCGCAGAAAGCAAGCCGAGCUUAAUACGUCCCAUCGUUCCAUUGUGAUGGACAGCGAAGGAAUCAACACGUGCCUUACCGACGACAUCACGUGUAACGCUAACAUGGAAACGUCCCAAACGCAUGGACAGCCUCGCUUGCGGAAACCCUCUCGUGAUGCCACAAACAGAAGCUUACGAGCCAUAGAGAACGAAUCCGACCUCGGUGCAGCUCGAUCCGUGCGUGUCGAACGCCAAAGGGAAGCAGAUUCCGUGCACGAUCUACGACAACCGUGCAUAGCGCCUUCAAACAUCGAACCCGAAUCGGAAGUCAUGUUCGUCGAGCAUAAUGUUGAACCAAAUCCUUUCCUGUCGGGGUUAAACAUCCGCAAUCCCAGCGUUAAUCGACUUGACUCGUUACCGUCGCUGUCGGUAGAUUCCGUGACAGUAAACAGCCGUCGACGAUCGCAAACGGGCGAUGCAUCAAUGCUUUCGCGGAAGCGUCCUCAACCUGCGAGUCCCCCGAGCGAACUAAACCAGCCCCCGCAAACAGGCGACACUAUCCCCGAGUCACCGGACGUGAUUGAGGAACGGCAGCGCAAACAGGCAAAGUUGCGGCACAUCUUUCGCCGGUGUUUCGAACCGACGUUUCAUCCGGCCAUGCAACCCGGCUGCAGCCAAAUAUUUGCCCCCAACUCCGACACCGAAGAUGAUUGGUGAGCGACGCAGGCCGUUAGCUUAACGUGUUAGUGCUCUCGGCAAACCAGAGGCUCCCAGAUG
Anopheles nili is the source of this 1575-nucleotide messenger RNA. It is a transcript of the gene Rad9, whose product is annotated as cell cycle checkpoint control protein RAD9A. NCBI's taxonomy places the organism in Eukaryota, Metazoa, Arthropoda, Insecta, Diptera, Culicidae. The transcript has 3 exons. Gene Ontology annotation, cellular component: checkpoint clamp complex. Gene Ontology annotation, biological process: cellular response to ionizing radiation; mitotic intra-S DNA damage checkpoint signaling; DNA repair. The record is from RefSeq and is a predicted model, not a curated record. Bases 1 to 1515 code for a protein of 504 amino acids.